AUGCCUUACGAAGAAAACGGUAGCACAGAAAUAACGAUGGAGGAUGUGGAAUUGAGUCCACUGCAACGGCGAACGCGGUUCCACGUGAACAGGGUAGAUAGCUUGGAAGGACGUACCAGCCUUUUGGGUGAGCAGGAGACAAGAAAAUCAUUAAGACACAUGACACGCGAGGCAUUGCCGCGGCUGGAUAAUUAUAGAAAUAUUUUGAGUAUUCAGGCGGCACACCGACCUACUCUUGAUGAACUUCAUAACCCCAGUCUUGGGAGCAAGGGUCCUGCAACAAGCACACUGCCGUUUACUCACGUAAAAGAACCUGAAACAGGUAUAAAGUUCGGAUGGAUACAAGGCGUAUUAAUGAGAUGUCUUCUGAAUAUUUGGGGUGUUAUGUUAUUCCUACGGCUAUCUUGGGUCGUCGCACAAGCUGGAGUUGGCCAGGCAAUCCUCUUAAUUCUUACAACAACAGUAGUGACAACAAUAACGUCACUAUCAAUGUCUGCAAUAAGCACCAACGGCCUAAUAAAAGGAGGUGGCACAUAUUACAUGAUCUCACGAUCUCUUGGUCCCGAAUUCGGUGGAUCAAUUGGUUUAAUUUUCUCCUUGGCUAAUGCAGUGGCCUGCUCGAUGUACGUCGUCGGUUUUUGUGAAAGCUUACAAGACCUUUUGAAAUCUUUCGGGCUCUGUAUCUACGAUUGCGCCCACUAUGACGUCAGAAUAAUAGGCUGCAUUACAAUUUGUGUCCUCCUUGCCAUAGUAAUGAUAGGAAUGGAGUGGGAGGCAAAAGCACAAAUUGGUUUACUUAUUAUUUUACUUAUUGCUCUCGGCGAUUUCAUUAUUGGCACGUUUGUUGGACCCAAAAAUAAUGAAGAGUACGCCAAAGGCUUCAUUGGAUAUAAUGCUGAAUUGUUCCGAGAAAAUUUUUCACCGGACUAUAGAGAGCAUGAUGGAGUUUCGCAUAAUUUUUUUUCAGUCCUGGCUAUUUUUUUUCCAGCUGCGACUGGAAUUCUUGCUGGUGCUAAUAUUUCUGGCGAUUUGAAAGAUCCCCAAAAAGCGAUACCAAAAGGAACUAUCUUGGCAAUAUUGCUAACAACAAUAUCAUACCUAUUGAUGGCAGCAAUGGUCGGCGGGAGCGUAUUAAGACAAGCUUCAGGAAACGUAUCCGACUUGCUAAUAAUGUCCAAUCAAACAGAGAUCCUGCUGAAUAGUACAAACAUGUUAUUUAAUUCUUCUCUACCCCUAGAAGACUUAAACAAUAAUAAUAAUAAUGAUAAUAAUAAUAAUAAUAAUAAUAAUAGCAUAAGUAAUUACUCAAUUGAUAAUUUAAACGGCACCGACAGGCUGUGGAGCAAUUACGGCACGGCAUUUAAGUGCGCCGACACAAACACUUGUAAAUACGGUUCACACAACAGUUUCCAAGUUAUCGAACUAGUUUCGGUGUUUGGUCCAAUUAUUUACGCCGGAUGUUUUGCCGCGACUUUGUCCAGUGCUUUGGCAUCUUUGGUGUCCGCUCCAAAAGUGUUUCAAGCUCUUUGCCAAGAUCGGUUGUAUCCAGGAAUCGCCUGGUUCAGCGGCAAGGAUGGGAAAGAACCGAUUCGCGGUUAUUUUUUAACCUUUUUUAUCGCAGUAGGAUUUAUUUUGAUCGGUAAUUUAAACUCGAUAGCACCCUUGAUAUCAAACUUUUUCCUAGCAGCGUAUACACUCGUUAAUUUCAGCACCUUCCACGCAUCAUUGGCUAAGCCAAUCGGUUGGAGACCAACUUUUAAAUAUUACAACAUGUGGUUAAGUCUUACUGGAGCAAUUUUGUGCGUCCUAGUGAUGUUUCUCAUAUCAUGGUCCACGGCACUAUUGACUCUCGGUUUUGUUAUGGCUCUUUAUUUAGUUGUUUCUUACAGAAAACCAGAUGUAAAUUGGGGAUCAACUACUCAAGCACAAACUUACAACAAUGCACUGAACGCAGUCCAACAAUUGGACAGAGUUGAGGAGCAUGUUAAAAAUUACCGGCCUCAAAUUUUGGUACUUAGUGGUAAUCCGAGUGCUAGGUCAAUUUUGAUUGAUUUUGCUCAUUAUAUCACCAAAACACAAAGUCUACUAAUUUGCGGUGAUAUUGUUGAGAGUACUUUAAGUCAUAAGACGCGCAGUGCGCUGAUGAGCAAAUUUUCCUACUGGUUAAAGAAUAACAAAAUAAAAGGCUUUUAUACGGUAGUAGACGGGGUUAACUUUCAAGAAGGAGCUACGUCACUUAUUCAAACUUGCGGGCUAGGAAAAUUAAGGCCUAAUAUCUUGUUGAUGGGGUACAAACAAGAUUGGGCUGUUUGCUGUGAAAAUGAUCUUAAUAUGUACUUUAAUGUGAUGCACAAAGCUUUAGAUAUGCAUGUAGCAGUGGCUAUUUUACGUAUAAGUGAGGGUUUUGACAACAGCGAGGCCUUGAACGACUCAUCGGAAAAUUACAAAAAGAGUUCUAUCACUAUUCGAGGAAAUCAAAGUUUUUCUCAGCUAAGCCAAGCCAGCAGUAGCUCAGACGUGUCGAUGCCCAGCAGUCCGACUCUAAGAAGGUCAGAAGUAAGCAACAACCCAGAUGCAUCGGCGAGCGAAGAGCGCCCGGAGAAUAGAUCAAACAACAUUUCCAUAAUAUCCAAAGACAUACUGACUUCGAUAACUAAAUUCAGGAGAAAACAAAAGAAAAGCACCAUUGACGUCUGGUGGCUCUACGACGACGGGGGAUUGACCUUGCUAUUGCCUUAUAUUAUAAGCACGAGACGUCAUUGGUCGAAUAGUAAAUUAAGGGUAUUUGCGCUGGCUAACAGGCACUCUGAAUUGGAAUACGAGCAGCGAAACAUGGCAAGUUUGCUGUCGAAAUUCCGAAUUGAUUAUUCAGAUCUUAAAGUUAUUCCUAAUAUUUCGAAGCCUGCUGAUCAAAAAACUAAAAAUUUCUUUGAUUUACUGAUUGCUGAUUAUCAGAGUAGAUCUAGAUCCUCAGACAAUGGGUCAAAAAUUACCGAAUCAGAACUUUUGGCCAUGAACGAAAAAACAAACCGUCAUUUACGGUUACGUGAAUUACUUAUUGAAAAUUCAAUGGAUUCAAACCUCAUUGUUAUGACUUUGCCAAUGCCAAGAAAAGGUGCAGUGUCAGCACCACUGUACAUGGCCUGGCUGGAAACCUUAACGCGAGAUAUGCCGCCGUUCUUAUUAGUACGUGGAAAUCACACGUCUGUUCUUACAUUUUACUCAUAA
Cotesia congregata is the source of this 3228-nucleotide messenger RNA. The record is from the annotation of a GenBank genome assembly. NCBI's taxonomy places the organism in Eukaryota, Metazoa, Arthropoda, Insecta, Hymenoptera, Braconidae.